Molecule: messenger RNA, 2611 nt
Organism: Archocentrus centrarchus (flier cichlid)
Lineage: Eukaryota; Metazoa; Chordata; Actinopteri; Cichliformes; Cichlidae
Product: complement factor B-like
Exons: 17
Coding region: 569-2419 (616 amino acids)
Biological process (GO): proteolysis; response to bacterium; complement activation
Cellular component (GO): extracellular exosome; extracellular region; membrane
Molecular function (GO): G protein-coupled receptor activity; serine-type endopeptidase activity
Source: RefSeq, a predicted model, not a curated record
CUUUGGAUUCAAAAUGCGAGGCUCAGCCAGACGUGUUUGCUUAAAAAAUGGGAAGUGGAGCGGCUUGACCCCAAUCUGCAGCCGUGACUCCUGCUCCCAACACCACGUCAAGGUAGUUCUAAGAACAGAUCAAGGGCAAAUUGGAAGCAAGAGACCACCAGGAGAUAGAGCAACCGAGGAGAGGGCCAGAGGGAGGAGUCACACCCGCUACGUAUGUGGCCAGGCUUCGCUCAACCAAUAACCUGGAGGUCAUCUCAUGCUGGACAAAGACACCAUGGUCAACCCCUGGGCAUAUCCCAUUUUGACCUCGGGACUUCCUGGUAAUACUCAGCAUAGAUUUUCCUGUAUACUAUGCCAGCCACUUGGUUAUGGCAUUCAAUGUAUGUCCUGCCUGCUAGCAUCUUGUACUCUGCUGUUAUGUGCUGGAUUGUCUCGGGGGCAUCUCUGCACAGCCUGCACCUGGGUUCUUGCCUUACCUGGGAGUAUGGCUCCAGCAGAUUCCAGAAAUGACAUCCAAGAUCUCUAUAUAUAUAUAGGUAUAAGACACACACCCAUUUGAGGCUAUUGUAUGACUUGUGUUUGGUGUCUUUUCAUUUCUGGGGAAGCUGGGGAUCAUUGUGCUGAUCCUGGUAUCCCACCAGGUGCCUCAAGAGUGGGGAACAGUUUUGGAAUUGAUGACAGGGUGACAUACACCUGCAAGAGCAACCUGUUUUUGGUGGGCUCCAAUGAAAGAGUGUGUCAGGAGAAUGGCCAGUGGACUGGUGAAGAGCCAGAAUGCUACUACAAACACACCUUUGACACAUCGCUGGAGAUUUCAAAGGCAUUUGGCCAUUCAAUUAAAGAGACCCUAAUCACUUUAGAGUCUACUGAUGACGUACUGGGGGAGAGAAGAAUCAGGAUUUCAAAAAAUGGGACACUAAACAUUUACAUUGGUGUGGAUAUUUCUGGGAGCAUCAAUGAGAUAUAUAUCAAUAAAUCCAGAGACGCUGUCAGAAAACUUCUUACAAAGAUUUCAUCUUUUAGCGUGACUCCAAACUAUGAAAUCAUCUUUUUCUCCUCUGAGCUCUAUGAAAUUGUCAACAUCAUUGACUUUUUGGAUGGCAAUGCAAACCUACAAGAUGUCAUAUCUAAAUUAGAAGAAUUUGUAGUUGGUGACAGAAACACUGGAACAAAUCUGAACCUUGUCUUUAAGAAGUUCUUGGAGAAAAUGGCUAUCAUAAAGAUUCGAACUGGAUUGAAGGAUUUUAAGGAGCAUCAUCAUAUCCUCAUCAUUUUUACAGAUGGUGCUUAUAACAUGGGCGGUUCACCAGCACCCACUGUGGCAAUGAUAAAAAACAUGGUGUACAUGGAUGAGGAUGAAUCCAGAAAUGACUAUCUUGACAUUUAUAUUUUUGGAGUUGGGGAUGAAAUCUUUGAUGAGGACCUAAUGCACCUCACAGCAGGAACUGGAGGGCGCCAUUAUUUCAGAGUGAAUACCUUAGAAAAUCUACCAGAGACUUUUGAUGAAAUGAUCAAUGCAGAUGAUGUCAAAGGUCUCUGUGGACUUCACAAAGAGUAUAGGGAACCCAGCAAUGAACUCAAGAGGAAAAUGUAUCCAUGGAUGGCGUUUGUUCAUAUCCAGACUGGAGACCACAUAGUGAAAUGUAUGGGUUCUCUUGUGACCCCUGAGUUUGUCUUGACUGCUGCUUCCUGCGUACAUGGAUCUUUACCUGAGAAAGUCACAGUUGAAAUCGAUGAUGGACGAGGCAAAAUUAAAAAAGCAAAAACUUUAGUAUUUCACUCAAACUUCAGUGUAACUGCUAAAAAGCACAUAGGCAUUGAUGAGUUUUAUGACUAUGAUGUGGCUCUCAUCCAACUGGAGGAAUAUGUUCAAAUCUCCACUGAUGUGAGACCAAUUUGCAUACCUUGCACCCUGGAGACCAGUGCUGCUCUACAUUUGGUGGAUCAAACAUGCGAGUUACAAGAGAAACUUCUCUUAUGGAAUCGUCUUGAAAGACUCAAUUUCCUGACAAUGACAAGGAAUGUGGUAGACAUAAAAGAAGUUCAUGCCAAACUUGGAGAUAAUAGAAACGAAUGCAUCCAACAUGCAGUAGGUGUAGGUGGCAUAACUCAGGAAACACUGAUGGAAGCUGUGACAGAUAACUUUAUAUGCACCGGUGGUCUGGAACCUUUCAGAGAUCAUAUUUCGUGUCCGGGUGACUCUGGAGGUGCUGUGUUCAAAAACUUUCAACAUCGCACAGUACAGGUUGCAUUGGUCAGCUGGGGGAAUGAGAACGUGUGCAGGUUUGAUGGUGUUCAAAAGUCAACAAGGACAUCCAGAGAUUUCCACAUUAAUCUUUUCAGAGUUGUCCCUUUUCUAAAGUCUGUACUUGGAAAGAAAGGCCAGGACUAUGAGCCACUUGAGUUUCUGGAAAAUUAAAUACUCCAAUACUGUUUUGGAUGUAUAUGAUGUGUGCUCUGUUUAAAACACUGUCUCAGUUUAUUUUGCUGAUUGAUGCUUGUUUUCAAAAUGCACACAUCAGUGCUGUGAGCAGUGUCAAUUCUGCUGUUCUGUACUUUAACUCAUCUGCAGAUAUAAUUAUUCAGAAUUCAGCAUUUUCUGAAAUAAAAU